This is a messenger RNA of Theileria annulata, 765 nucleotides long. RefSeq lists its product as uncharacterized. Gene Ontology annotation, molecular function: structural constituent of cytoskeleton. The transcript has 6 exons. NCBI's taxonomy places the organism in Eukaryota, Apicomplexa, Aconoidasida, Piroplasmida, Theileriidae. Bases 1 to 765 code for a protein of 254 amino acids. The record is from RefSeq and is a predicted model, not a curated record.
AUGGCUGAAUGCCUUGAGCGUAUGUCUACCUCAACUACUCUUGAGGAGAAGCCUUCACUUGACUCUAUUCGAGAGAAACUUGCAACCUUUGAAAGCUCUGCAAUCAACUCUAAAAUCAAACAAAAAGAUAAUCAAGACAAAUUUAACAAUAUAAAUGAGAUGAUAUGUAAUUUGAAUGAUCAAUUAUUACGAGAAUCUCAGGAACGUUUACAGUCUAAGGAAACACUUCAGAAAAUAACUGAAGAUGCUGCGAACAGAAUGUUAACAAGUGUUCAAACUAAAUUAAAUCUAAAAGUCCGAACCUUGGCAGAGAAAUUGGAUAAUUUAAUUGACAAAUGUAUUGCACUAGAAAAUUCUGUCAAUGAACUUGAUAAUAAAAUUAAUCGUUCAAAUUAUUUGGAAAUGGUAGAAAGUGAUAUAAAUGAACUUGGUACUGCUGUUAAGAAUGAUAUUAUAUUGAAAGUUGAUAAGGAUACUGAUAUUUUAGAUCGUAUUUGUUACUUACAAAAUUCUAAUCGCAUCAAAAUUAAUGAUAAUAAUAUAUGGAAUAACGAAUGUAUUAAGGAAAUUAAACAAAAUAUUAAUCAAUUCAAACAAGUAUGUGAAAAUGAGAAUGAAAUGUUUUUAAAGUAUAUUACAGUGGAAUUGAAUAACUUGAAAACGGCACUUGAAUCUACUAGCGCUUCAAGAAAACAAUCUGAUAAUUUCAUACUUCAAACCAUCGAUCAUAUGAUGUCUUUCCUACCCAAACUCACUAAUAAUUAA